Messenger RNA from Ananas comosus (pineapple), 1865 nucleotides. Its product is annotated as dihydroorotase, mitochondrial. Lineage: Eukaryota; Viridiplantae; Streptophyta; Magnoliopsida; Poales; Bromeliaceae. The record is from RefSeq and is a predicted model, not a curated record. Gene Ontology annotation, molecular function: dihydroorotase activity. The coding region runs from base 108 to 1310 and encodes 400 amino acids. Gene Ontology annotation, cellular component: chloroplast; cytoplasm. The transcript is spliced from 8 exons. Gene Ontology annotation, biological process: 'de novo' pyrimidine nucleobase biosynthetic process; pyrimidine nucleotide biosynthetic process.
AAAUCCGCGAUUUUCGACGAGGAGACCCCUCUCUCUCUCUCUCUCUCUCUCUCUCCUUCUUCUCCAGCUCCUAAAGAGGCUAAAACUCCCGUAAACCCUUCGAUCAAAUGCGCGCUUAUUACUCUCCGUCUCAAUCUCUCGCCUCUCCGACAUAUCAUCCCCGCUCCCCACUCUCCUCUCUCCUCCUCCAAUCCCUCUCCCUCCCCCGAAACCCUAAUCGAGCGGCGCGGGCGAUCGCGAGGAGCUCGAAAAUGGAGGAGCUCGCGAUGACGAAGCCCGACGAUUGGCACCUCCACCUCCGCGACGGCGACCUCCUCCAAGCCGUUCUCCCUCACAGCGCGAAGCACUUUGGGAGGGCGAUCGUGAUGCCGAAUCUGAAGCCGCCGAUCACCACCACGACAAUGGCGGUGGCGUAUCGGGAAUCCAUCUUGAAGGUGCUUCCCCCGGGAAGUGGUUUCGAUCCCCUGAUGACGCUGUACUUGACGGAUAAUACGAGCGCCGAAGAGAUCAAACUCGCCAGGAUGAGUGGAGUGGUGUUUGCUGUAAAACUAUAUCCUGCUGGAGCUACUACAAAUUCCCAAGAUGGGGUGACUGAUAUUUUUGGGAAAUGUUUACCUGUACUUGAAGAGAUGGUUGAGCAAAAUAUGCCGUUGCUUGUUCAUGGAGAAGUGACAGAUCCUGAUGUCGACAUAUUUGACCGAGAAAAGGUUUUCAUUGAAACAAUUUUAACGCCAUUAGUUCAACGGCUUCCACGGCUCAAAGUAGUGAUGGAGCAUAUUACAACUAUUGAUGCAGUCAGGUUCAUUGAAUCAUACAAUGAAGGUGUUUUUUCUUGCGGCAAUGUUGCUGCAACUGUAACUCCGCAACAUCUUCUUUUAAAUCGGAAUUCUUUGUUUCGAGGUGGUUUGCAGCCUCACAAUUACUGUCUUCCAGUUCUGAAACGAGAGAUUCAUAGACAAGCUAUCAUCUUAGCUGUCACAAGUGGAAGCAGAAGAUACUUUCUUGGGACUGAUAGUGCUCCGCACGAGAGAAAAAGGAAAGAAUGUACUUGUGGAUGUGCAGGCAUAUAUAAUGCUUCUGUGGCAUUGUCUCUUUAUGCCAAAGUGUUUGAAGAGGCUGGCGCGCUUGACAAACUAGAGGCGUUUACAAGCUUCAAUGGACCAGAUUUUUAUGGUCUUCCUCGGAACAGUUCAAAGAUUGUGUUAAGAAAGAGCCAAUGGAAAGUGCCAGAAACAUAUACUUAUUCAUCUGGUACAAUUGUACCCAUGUUUGCCGGAGAGACUCUUAGCUGGCUUCCUUGCGACAACUAAAUAUGAGGCAUUUGAGGGUUUCUUUUCAUUCCAGUCAGUAGCGGAAAGUGAGGUGUUUCCUCUCUCCUCACUCUCUCCUCAUGUAGAAGAGGUUUUCCACACAGUCAAUCUGCAGGAAGAACGAGAGCUUUCUAGUUUGAUUGACACAAGUAUUUGACGGCUUCUGAUUUCCAUUAGCAAACAAAGAUCCUACACGCCACUGUUACCAGAUAAGCCAACGCAUGUAUGCUAACUUUUUUCCCCAUCUCUUUUUGAAUCUCAGACACACACUAAGAAUCACUCUGAAGUUUCCAGUUCCGCGAUCGGAUGCAAUUUUUUCAGUAGUGUACUGUUAAAAGUUCAAGAUGGAUAAGAAGUUUAAAUUACUUAAAGAGCUGUUUAUUUUCAAGCAAGCAAUAAAAGGCUGGUGCACCAUUUACUAAUUACAGAGUUAGGUUAUCGCUAAUAGUGGAUUCUUUUGCGAGGUUUUGCUUCUUUUGUGUGUGAUUUAUUAUGUUCGACUUGUGUGAAAUUGGUUUUGUUAUAAUAUCUUGAUUUAUCUUUUGAUUGUUUUCA